Mus pahari (shrew mouse) is the source of this 2745-nucleotide messenger RNA. It is a transcript of the gene Lgals8, whose product is annotated as galectin 8. NCBI's taxonomy places the organism in Eukaryota, Metazoa, Chordata, Mammalia, Rodentia, Muridae. Bases 276 to 1226 code for a protein of 316 amino acids. Gene Ontology annotation, molecular function: carbohydrate binding. The record is from RefSeq and is a predicted model, not a curated record. The transcript has 10 exons.
UCAGGGGCAUCGGGAUACCAGUUCCCGGACUGGAAUCCGAAGGGUGGUUCGAGUGUGGACGCGGCAUCCCGCUCUCUCCUCCGUGACACGUGCACGGGGCACCGGACACCGGGAGCGAUCGUGGGUUGAGGCUUGUACUGGGACCGUAGUGACGAGACAACGCUGCCUGCCGCGGACAAGUUUUUACUUUGAGUAAUCCUUAAAUGAAGAGUGGGUAAAGUGUAUAUACGGAAGAGAGACUCCAAUCAACAAUAUCAAUAAGUUGAAAAGGAAAAAUGUUGUCCUUAAACAACCUACAAAAUAUCAUCUAUAACCCGAUAAUCCCCUAUGUCGGCACCAUUACUGAGCAGUUGAAGCCUGGCUCUCUCAUUGUAAUCCGUGGGCAUGUUCCUAAAGAUUCGGAAAGGUUCCAGGUCGACUUUCAGCUGGGCAACAGCCUGAAGCCCAGAGCGGACGUGGCCUUCCACUUUAACCCUCGCUUCAAAAGGACCAGCUGCAUUGUUUGUAACACACUGACAAACGAGAAGUGGGGCUGGGAGGAGAUCACCUAUGACAUGCCCUUCAGAAAAGAGAAGUCUUUUGAGAUCGUGUUCAUGGUGCUCAAGAACAAAUUCCAGGUGGCUGUGAACGGAAAGCAUGUUCUGCUGUACACCCACAGGAUCAGCCCCGAGCAGAUUGACACAGUGGGCAUCUACGGCAAAGUGAACAUCCACUCCAUCGGGUUCAGAUUCAGCUCGGAUUUACAGAGUAUGGAAACAUCUGUUCUGGGAUUGACACAGAUAAACAGAGAAAAUAUACAAAAGCCAGGCAAGCUCCAGUUGAGCCUGCCAUUUGAAGCAAGGUUGAAUGCCUCCAUGGGCCCUGGACGAACCGUUGUCAUUAAAGGGGAAGUGAAUGCCAAUGCCAGGAGCUUUAACGUUGACCUGGUGUCAGGAAAAUCAAGGGAUAUCGCUCUGCACUUGAACCCACGCCUGAAUGUGAAAGCAUUUGUAAGAAAUUCCUUUCUUCAGGAUGCUUGGGGAGAAGAGGAGAGAAAUAUUACCUGCUUCCCGUUUAGUUCUGGGAUGUACUUCGAGAUGAUAAUCUACUGUGAUGUCCGGGAAUUCAAGGUUGCUAUAAAUGGUGUGCACAGCCUGGAGUACAAACACAGAUUUAAAGACCUAAGCAGUAUUGAUACACUAUCAGUUGAUGGUGAUAUCCGUUUGCUGGAUGUAAGGAGCUGGUAGCUACCAUGACUGCCAAAACCCUCGAAAUACAAAAUGGCUUAUCCGGUACUGGCCAUGUCAAAUGCAUCUCGCUUUCACCACAUUGUUUAUAUUGCUAAGUUGAGCUCUUUGUCCGACUGGUGUUGUCAGGCCUGGCCAUGCAGUGUGGCGACCUCGACAUUCAGAGAAACAGAGCCGGGAUAAUCACAGCUCACUGCCGGAGAGGCUCUGCACACUGGGCCCCUCUUAUAAACCACACUCAACAGAUAUUUAAGUGCCUAAUAUACUACAUAUACUAGCUAAUAGAGAUGGCAAGCAUCCUUCCUGUGUAUAUUCUCUGAGCUGGCCACAGACACAGCAGGGCCCAGAACUUGUGUGGUCCCUGUUUUCUGACACUUACGUACCAGUUUCUGGCCUCCUAAUGUAGGGUCUUCCUGUUGGCAUUCCAUUAACCCCACUAGGAGCCUUUGCAGUUAAGGUCAGAAAAAUAUACUAACGGAUGGGAAACACUACUUCCCCAGUGACCCUUUUCAUAAUCAGCAUUCUAUCCUAUCUCAUAAUUGAAGACUGAAUAGCAUUUACUUAGCUCUCACUGCUUUAAGCUUUAAAAAAUGUAUGAUGCUAAACACAGCAGAAAAGCUGAGGCCAAAACCUGACAAAACAGGUGUUCUGCUCCAAGCAGAUUUCUGCUGGUUGGUUGGCCCUUAAGUCCAGGGUGUGUGUGGGUACCUGUGGCAAAGUAAGGCAGAAGUUGGAUAAACAGUGUGAAAAACCCUCUUGGAUGUACAGUGAAUAUAUAAAAUAAGCACUAUCAAAGCAAGCCCCACCCAGGGGGGUAGUGUGAAAGGCUGAGUUGGCGUGGAGACCAGCCCUCGUGCCUUUGGGUCUGAGGAUGUCUGUACAUCAGCAGGGAGGCCAGGCACUGCUCUGUCUGCUAAGUCACCUUGUAUCAGCAGAUUCAGCUUCUGCACUCCUGUGACUCCCUGGAUCUGAUUGGUAGUCUUUCUCCACAGGUCCAAUCUUGUUACAGAUGUCAAAGUUUGGGUGUGGGGAAGAGGAAGAACUUAUUUUAUCAGGUCACUGUAUGACCUUAAACCACAGGACAGAAUUUCGCCGGGCUUAGUAGUCAGUCAAUCUGCUCAGAUAUAUGUACUCAUGCAUAGGAAAUAGUACCAUCUCAAGGCAGCAACUGCUAUUGUUCAGUCUUCCUGUAGGGUGGUGGGUGGGACUGGGUAAUUUGUACAGAGGCCAGGAGGCUCUAGAAUUCUCCAGAGUUAGUCUUCAUAAAGAAUGCAUUACUGAGAUGUUGAGGGCUCAAAGGCAUUCAGGAAAAAAAAAAAGCCCAUUCAUACAAAAGCUUAUUUUCAUUUCUAUUUUUACACAAUUAAGACAGAUUCUGAGUAGAUUCAGUCUUAGUUGCUGCUGGAAUUUGGGUUGUGAGAUCUUGUUGUUGUAUAUUCUGAAAUUCUCUCUAAACUGCAAAAUGCCUUUUUUGCUUGUCCUAAUUCUGCAUUAAAGUUUUAUAUUAAAUUGGAAUGAA